Messenger RNA from Dromiciops gliroides (monito del monte), 2849 nucleotides. Its product is annotated as centrosomal protein of 97 kDa-like. Lineage: Eukaryota; Metazoa; Chordata; Mammalia; Microbiotheria; Microbiotheriidae. Gene Ontology annotation, molecular function: protein binding. The record is from RefSeq and is a predicted model, not a curated record.
UCGGCCGCGGGCGGCCGACGGCGCUCUCAGGUUACAAGUAGCAGCGGUGUCGCCGUGCUGCCCUCGCGGUGCCAAGUGGAGGCAUUUUCUUUUUCCACCUCCGGUCCUCAGUCCCGGCGCUCUAUUUCACCUUCCCUCGCUUCUUUCCGCCUUUGUUUCCUUGGCAUCCGUAGAAGGAGCAACCGCCUUGGGCGCGAGGAGCGCAGCACGUGGCUCUUCCCUGCGCCAAGGGGACCAGCUGCCGAAGUGCGCCCGCGCCUCGCGCCCCGAGGCCCGCCCGGAAGCAACUUGGACCGGGCGCAAGGUCGCCCCUUCUUGUGCACGCGGACUUCUGAGGGUUUCGCGCUUCGGAGCGCUGCAGUCUUGCCGCCGGGGCCGUCUCUCCGGAGCAUCAUCCCUCGUCCGAGGACUGCAGGCAGGUGGGGAGGCUGACACCAAAAGUCUUAUGAUGACUUGUUCAGAGUAUUGUCCAAUGAUCUUAAAACAACCAAAUCAGCAAAGACUUUCCAGUCAUUCCUGUGAUACUACCUGGCUGAGAGAGGGAGAAGAAUACAGAGUUCCUAAUUUUGUUUUAUCAGCAAUUGUAAAGGGAACUGUUUUCAGUCAUGAGGCAGUGGUGGAUCUUUCAGGCCAAGGAUUACAGAAAUUGGAUCUGAAUUUGCCUUGUAAAGCUGAUAUCCUGACUCUAAUUCUUGAUAAAAAUAAAAUUAUCAAAUUGGAAAAUCUUGAGAAGUUCCAAAGAUUAUUGCAGUUAUCUGUAGCUAGUAACCGGCUUGUUUGUAUGAUGGGUGUGGCUAAAUUAACUCAUCUCCGAGUACUGAAUUUACCUCAUAACAGCAUUGGCUGUGUGGAAGGGCUAAAGGAGCUCAUUUACUUGGAAUGGCUCAAUUUGGCAGGAAAUAAUCUCAAGACCACAGACCAAAUUAGUAGCUGCACAACACUGAAACAUCUUGAUUUGUCGGACAAUAACAUUUCUCAAAUAGGUGAUCUUUCUAAAUUGGUCUCUAUAAAGACUUUGCUUCUACAUGGAAACAUCAUCACUUCACUUAGAGCAGCACCUGUUUAUUUACCUCACUCAUUGACUGUCCUUUCUUUAGCAGAAAAUGAAAUCUGUGACCUAAAUGAGAUUUCUUUCUUGUCAUCCCUUUCUGAGUUGGAGCAGUUAUCAAUAAUGAACAAUCCUUGUGUAAUGGCUAUGCCAUCUGUUCGAGGUUUUAAUUAUCGGCCAUAUGUUGUUAGUUGGUGCCCAAAUCUCAAAUCCCUAGAUGGAUAUAUGAUUUCUCAAAAAGAAAGUUUAAAAGCUGAAUGCCUAUAUAAUCAAGGCAAAGGACAUUCAUAUCGGCCUGGUCAACAUAUUCAGUUAAUCCAGUAUUUGGCUACUGCUUGCCCUCUGUCCUCUACAGUGGACCUUCAAAUAGAAAAAGAUGCUAAGCUGAAGAAGAUACUGAAUAAGCAAAGGUUCUACCAGAGGCAGUUGAUGUGCCAAAAUCCAAAGGAAGAAGUCUUCACUUUCUCCAGUUCCAGAGAGCCAGGGGCAUUUCUUGACCUUGAAGACUUAAGUCCAGCUCAAGAACCUUAUAUACUUGUUGAGAGUGAGUCCACUUUUUUGCCUGUUGCCUCAAAGUUUUCUUCGGUAUCUUCUGCCAUUGAACUGAUGCCACAUGGUAUUGACUCAGACCUAAAAGAUGAUGGUGAAUUUGUGAAUGAAGAGAAAAGACACUCUGUGGAUUAUGAUAAACAAGAGACUUUAUGGCCUUCAGAAGAGACAUCAAUUGAAGCACAGAAAGAAAAAUUUCCCUGCAGAAUUUUAUCUGAGAUAGCUAUGGCUUUGGACCAAGAGAGUGCUGCUCUUCAGAAAAUGAAUGAAGCAGCCACCAAACUUCAAGCCUGCUGGAAGGGAUUCUUUGCAAGAAACCAUAUCCUUCAAGCUAAAGAAGCACGAUAUGAAAUUCAGCUGAGCAGAAUGCAGAAGCACAUUGUCUGCUUAACUGAUGAAAUACGGAGAUUGAAAAAAGAAAGAGAUGAAGAAUACAUGCAGAAGCUUGUGCAAAAGAAAGCUGUCAAAUUCCUUUGGAACCAAAUAAGAUCCCUACAAAACUGGCAACUUUCAGUGAACCAUUACCUCAAUUCGGUCUGGCAGUAUGAUGUUCCUGUGCCAAGUACUGUGCCAUUCAAGCCUUCUACUUUAUAAACAGUAAAUCAAGAACCUUUUUCUGCUGAUUAUUCUGACCGGUUUAUUUCAGAUUCCAAAGGACCCCCAGAGGAAUUCCUCCUAGAGUUUCCAGAUUCUGGUUUUCAUUCCUCCCUUACAGACCACUUGUAAAUUUCUCAUGAUUUUGAAAUAAAUUCUAUAGGAAAAAAGUUUUCUAGAGUAGAUCAUUUCAUAGAAACGGUUAGAUGCCAUAAAAAUCCAGAUACAGAGAAUACUCAUGAAGAGCAGGGUGAGUGGAGUAAAGAUAGCUCUAACAGUGAAGCAGAUAGUAAUCUCUUACCAGAUUAUUUAAUUUCAGUUCAGCAACUUAAUGAUGCUUUUGAAAUUACAAGUACCAGUAAUGAAAAGGAAGCUAGUAAACUCCGUACAGCUCUUCCCUUGGAAAACCCAAGUUCUUUGACUAACAUUGCUGUUGUAGACACAUACUAUGACAUAGCUGCCUCCUUGCAAGAUGAAAUCAUUCAGACACCUGAGAGGAGUCAACUGAAUGUAGAAGUUCCAGCACCUCAACCAGCAAGUGACCCUGCAUUUCAGGUCCUAUAUGUAUAGUUUAAAAUUCUAAAUGUGGGUUCUAAUCUGUUCCCCCAGUUUUAGGGGAAACUGACUAAAAUCACCGAUAAAAUGAGUUUAGGUUUUU